Molecule: messenger RNA, 1323 nt
Organism: Anopheles aquasalis
Lineage: Eukaryota; Metazoa; Arthropoda; Insecta; Diptera; Culicidae
Source: RefSeq, a predicted model, not a curated record
AUGCAUCUCACACUUAGCCGCACUGGCACAGAUGAUGAUUUUCAGGUAUUUUGGAAAUAUCUGCACCCGAAAUUAACGGCACAUCUCUGCUCGCUGGUACUAGAGCUAAGAAGCUGCUACUCGAAAUCGGCUAUCUCAACAAUAUUCGAUGCGAUAACGCAGAUGCCGAAGCUUCAAUCGUUAUCAAUUGACAAGUGUUCGGCACCGUCCUACAACUUUCCUAUCGUGAAGAGCGCCACUGUUAAGCAUCUAGAAAUGGACGAUACAUUUAUCUCUUUUGAUAUGCCAGAAUUAGAAUCGUUUGUAGGGCCACUGCCGGCACUUGCUCAACCGAAUCAACCGCUGGUGUACUCUAAUCUGAAACGCGUCACGUUGACGCAUAGUUCAGUGGAAUUGCAAGAUAAAUCUUUGAUCGAGAGAUUGGCUCGCGUGCAGAUGCCGGAAUUACAAUCGUUUGAAGGAAUGUUACAAGCACUAGCUCUAUUGGAUAACAUCGCUGAAUCUCGGAUGUUUACUAAGCUGAAACGCGUCACGAUAACGGCACGUCGAUUGCGAUUGGAAGAUAAAUCCAUGCUUCAUCGAUUGGCCCAUGUGGAAACGUUGAUACUGGCAAUUUUCUCAAUAGAUGAUUGGGUCCUACCUGCAAUUUGUGAUGCAUGCCCUGCUCUUAGGCAACUGUAUUUCGUUUGGGAUCAGUUCAAUAUCAAACCAACCACAUUAGGACAGCUUUCUAAGUUUGUCAAUCUUCGUGAACUAAUUUUUAAUUCCAUGUACAUGAAUCAUAGGCUGCCUCUUGACUUUGACUUUGGCUUAUCGCAGCUAACUCAGCUUGAGCUACUGAAUCUAGGAUCAGAUGUGCUGGAGGCUCGGAGCUUAAUGCGUCUCUCCAAAUCGAUUAGAUGUCUUACCGUGCAAAUCGCGUAUACAAAUGAAGAAAGAAUAUUAAAGACCAUAACAGACUCUUUGCCGCAGUUGCAAAAGUUGCGUCUAAAUUACUCAAGCUAUCCACGCGUUGCAGUAGACAAGCGCACAAUGAUGUCUCUUCAUCAUCUUAAACACUUGGAGGUACUGGUGAUCGAAAAUGCGAAAAUCAGCGAAUCGGUUUUCCUUGACACGGAAGCUCCGAUGCCUGAAAUGCGCGAGCUGGUGUUCGUAAAUUGUGAACUGGGCCGCCAUCGCUUCCGCGGAUGGAAGAGAAUGUUUCCCAAUCUAGAGCAAAUUAAGAUACCGAGGAAGCUAACACCGAGCUACUUCAGUAAGGAUAUCAAAUCAAUUGAUUUGAAUAUUUGGUCAAGAAGAAGCGCAACACCGGCAGCGGCAUAG